AUGGCUGAUAAUGUGGUGAAGGAAGCAAUACAGUUGCUGAAUAAAAAUGAAUCAGUUAGUAAUGAUUUAAAAUUUAUUAAGUUUUAUAAUAUGAUAAUAAAUACUAUUAUUAAUAACACAUAUAAGCAUGGAACAUUUAACAAAUGUGGUAAACGUGCUAUGUGUGAUAUAAAGGAUAAUUCGAUUCGUCACAUUUGUUGCAAUGCUGAAUAUAUAAUUCAAAAAUGGGGUUCAAUUUGUAAAGAAUUUCGUAUAAAUAAUUAUACGUGUAAUGAUUUUUUUAUUUAUUGGUUAUAUGGAAAAAUAAAUGAGAGUAAAUGCAACGCAAAUGAAAUUAAUCAGCUUUAUAAUAAUGUAAAAGAUUAUUGGAAAUGCGGAAAAUCUGAUAAAAAUUGCGUCAACAUUGAUAAAAAAUGCGUCAACAUUGAUUAUAAAUGUGUGAACACUGAUAAAAAAUGCGUCAACAUUGAUAAUAAAUGUGUCAAUACUGAUGAAAUAUGCGUUGAAUCUGACAUAAAAUGCUUCAGAAAAUUUUGGCAUAUAAAAGAGAAGAAUGUAUUAAAGAAUAAAAAAGAAUUAUAUGAUUUUUUGCAGUAUUAUAAAACUAUAAAAAUUUUAGUAAAUAAAAAUAGUUCUGUACACAAAGAGAAGUAUUGUAAUUAUAUAAAUUAUAUUUUUCUUUUAUAUGAAAAAAUUCAUAAAGAUUAUAAUGCGUUACAUUCAGGAUACUAUGAUGAAGAAAUAGAACGCUUUAAAAAUAUUUUCAAGGAUGUAGAUAAGGAGUUUGCAUUUUUACAAUCUCAAUGUUCCAAGAACAAGGUAGAAUUAGUAUUAGAUAACGAUAAUAAAAAAGUACGAGCUAUAAGAGAAGAUUUAACUACGAAAAUUACAGAAGAAUCCUUGAAAUUGUUUCAGAACAUAGAAACGGGUAACUUAUGGAAGACUUUACAAAUACAUAAAUUUUAUUCAUGGUUAAAUCAAAAAUAUGAAGAAAUUCAAAAAAUACCAGAGAAUCCUGUAUCCUCAGAAGAAUAUAUUAAUAAAAAUACGACAUUUAACAAAUUAUAUAGUACUAUUAAAAAUAUAUUAACUUCUGGAGAUUAUACUUUUUCAAAACAGAACAAUUCAACUAUUAAUAAGAACUGUGAUUAUAUUAACUAUUGGUUAUAUGGGAAACUGAAGGAUAAUGAAGAUUUUAGAAAUAUCAUUCCAUUUCUUUACGAUGUUAGGAAAUUGUUUGUUAAUGAUAAAUUGUGCAAGAGUAAAGUAUAUAAUUUUCAUAUUGAACAUUUAGAAAAAAAAAUUUUUUUAUAUAAAUUUUUAGAAUUUUACAAGAUUUUAAGAUCUAAAUUUGAUGUUCAAGAGAAUGGUAAAAAGAUUGAAUACUGCAAUUAUAUAAAGGAAAUUUUUAAUUUAUACAAAGAUAUGGAACAGGAUAAAGAAAAUUUACGUGCAUACGCUGAAGAAAUAAAUUAUUUUAAAGAAACAUUUUUAGAAAAUAUUCAUGAAUUAAGCUUCUUAAGUAACAGAUGCCCUGGAAAGUGUCUAAAAGAUAUAUUCAGUGAUAAAUAUAAAAAAAAAUGCAAGUCGGAACAAGAACCAUCAAGUGAGAAGCAGAAUGCCGCAUAUGAACAAUGCUCUGAACAUAACAGUUCUACUAUACACAACAGUGAAGAUGAAAAUGAUCUUAUUCUAAAAGAUACACAAUUGUAUAAAUUAUACAAUGAAUUCAAUAAUGAUAUCAACAAUGAUUAUGAAAAUUAUUGCACAGAAUUAAAUCGUUUUGAAUGUAAAUAUAAGGGGGGUUUUAAACUUUGUUCUAAGCUUGUAAAAAAUUUAAUGCAUCUAUCUAGAAUGCCAAAAAAUGAAGAACGUAAUAAACAUUGCUACGCAUUAAAACAUUGGUUACAUGAAGAAAUAAGGAAAAUAUUUCAUUCCAAUUAUACUGAUGUAAGUACUGAACAAGUAAUGAAAAAAUUUAAAGAAGUAGCUUUUUAUGUUAAUAAUAAUUAUUUAUAUGACAAACCUUGUUAUUGUUUUUUCGAUGGCUCUUUGAAUACAUGGAAGGAGGAGAAGCAAUUGCAUGAUUAUUUUCAAACUUAUGAUCAAAUUAAAAAUAUGAUUGAAACAAAUGAUAAAGAUUGCAAAAAAUAUUUUAAUUAUCUUACUUCAAUUAAUAAAUUAUAUGGAGAUCAUUUACAGAAAUGCUGCUAUUGUUAUUAUGAUGGCGAGUGUAGUGAAGAUUGUCCAAAUUACUUCAAAUGUAGUGAUGAGUUUAAUCCAUAUAAUAUUUUUUUAAAAUUAAAAUGUGGGGAAGAGUAUAUAAAAAAAUUUAAAGAGGUUAAAAAGGCGCCAUCCAUCGAUCAUUAUGUCAUAACAGCAAGUCUAAAAUCAUUACUAUAUAGAAAUAUGAAAACAGCAUAUGAUAUGUUCUACAUGAUCACAUUAUCCAUUUUUGGAAUGCUUGGAAUGUUUCUAAUAUUUUUUAUUUUCUAUAAAUUUACCCCUUUUGGACCAUAUUUACAUAGAAAUGUGAUUAAUAAUAAAAAAAGUAACAAUAAAAAUUAUAAAGGAUAUGAUACAAAAUCGUUACGAAACAAUCUAAGACAUCCGAGUAAAAAAAGAAACGAUAGGAAAAUUCAAUUUUCUUAUCUAACUGCAUAG
Molecule: messenger RNA, 2664 nt
Organism: Plasmodium gonderi
Lineage: Eukaryota; Apicomplexa; Aconoidasida; Haemosporida; Plasmodiidae
Product: variable surface protein
Exons: 5
Coding region: 1-2664 (887 amino acids)
Source: RefSeq, a predicted model, not a curated record